CUCAUUUUCAGUUUCGCUCAAUCGGCGUGGCGUGUAGACGUUGGUUAGGUUAACUGUAAUCCGUAAUUCACGGUAUCUUUCUUUGUCCAGAAAGAAGUAAGAGCCAGACUCAUCAGUUAAUCUUUAUCAAAUUCAAACGAACACGUAAAAGUAACUGGUGAAUUAAAAAAGUGUUUCUGAAUUCCACGAGUGUUGUUUAGUGAUCCCUGCAGAGUCGUUCGAGCAUGAAUAAUAAAAAAGUAAGCAGUGAUAUUUCCGCGUUUCCCUCGGGAGUCAAGUUCUGGUGAUAGAGUUAAAGUCGAGGCAGUGGUUCGCCUGAUGAGUCUGCGGUGACACCUCGCCGCUGAGCGGUUGGAUGGCGGCAGUUAGCGGUCCCGCGCGGCACUCUCGCGUUUCCAUGAGUGUGUCGAUGUCCCUGAUGCAGGGCAGUACGCAGAGUGCGCCCCAGGGCGCCAUCCUGGCGGCAGCGGCGCCCUACUAUCAAUCGCCGGCUAUUCCGACUGAUGUUCAGCCUGACCGGCCCAUCGGCUAUGGUGCCUUCGGCGUUGUAUGGGCUGUGACGGACCCUCGCGAUGGCCGGCGGGUGGCGCUCAAGAAACUGCCGAACGUAUUCCAGUCGCUUGUCUCCUCAAAACGUGUCUUCCGCGAGCUCAAGAUGCUCUGCUUUUUCAAGCAUGAAAAUGUACUAUCGGCGUUAGACAUCCUACAGCCACCUAGCCUCGACUUCUUCCAGGAAAUAUAUGUGAUCACGGAGCUUCUGCAGAGUGACCUACACAAGAUCAUCGUGUCGCCCCAACAUUUAUCAGCGGACCACAUUAAAGUCUUUCUGUACCAGAUACUGAGAGGUCUCAAAUACCUGCAUUCCGCAAGGAUUCUUCAUCGCGAUAUCAAGCCAGGAAACUUGUUAGUGAACAGCAACUGCGUACUUAAGAUAUGCGAUUUCGGAUUGGCGCGAGUCGAAGAGCCGGACGCAAACAAAAACAUGACGCAGGAGGUCGUGACCCAAUAUUACAGAGCCCCUGAGAUUCUGAUGGGAGCGAACCAUUACACAGCAGCUGUUGACGUCUGGUCGGUCGGCUGUAUAUUCGGCGAGCUACUUGGCAGGCGUAUCUUAUUCCAGGCACAGAGUCCCGUUCAACAGUUGGAGUUGAUAACUGAUCUGCUGGGCACGCCGUCGCUUGAGGAUAUGCGUCACGCGUGUGCAGGAGCCCGCGCACACAUGCUUCGCCGCGCGCCCCGCCCCCCUGCCCUCGCGGCCCUCUACACGCUCUCCGUUCAAGCCACACACGAGGCCGUGCAUCUACUCGCGCAGAUGUUGGUAUUCGAUCCAGCCAAGAGGAUUUCCGUAGUGGACGCACUAGCACAUCCUUACCUCGAAGAAGGGCGACUCCGUUAUCACUCAUGCAUGUGCAAGUGCUGUUACAACGCCCCCCCAGCAGCCAGGCACUAUUCUCCAGACUUGGAGCCGGUGGCGCCGCAUCCCUUCCACGAUGCAUGGGAACGGAAGCUCACCUCCGUGCAUCAGGUCAAAGAGGAGAUACACAAGUUCAUAGCGGAGCAGCUCCAAACGUCUCGCGUUCCGCUCUGCAUCAACCCGCAGUCCGCCGCGUUCAAGAGCUUCGCAAGCUCGACAGUGGCGCAUCCAUCCGAGCUCCCGCCGUCGCCGCACCAGUGGGAAUGACGUGAAGCGAAGCGCGUCUUUGACAAGCGACGCGCUGAAUACACUGACGCGAGAUAGACAGAGCAGACUGACUUUCGAAAAAUAUAUUAUCUGUGCUGAUUGAAAUGGCACCGCUUUCUAUUGCCGAACAGCCACUUCUAACACACCCCUAUAAUCGAAUUAUUAACUGUGAGAUUUCAUUCGCAAUAUUACACAUAUGUUCCAUUUCGAUCAGCAAAGAGGUCUGCUUUGAUUAGCUUGUGUUAAGUAGAGAAAAUGAUAAACUAAAAACUUUUAUACCGCACCAUACCUCAUUACGAUUACAUUUUUAAAAAUACAUGUAUAAAAUGCGAAUAAAUGUUAUAAACAUGGAAAACGUGCCGCGAUUUCAAAGAUAAUUAUCUAAAUGUGAUUCGGUAACAUAAUUUUUUUCAUCAAUGCGUUCAACAUUAUAUUUUUAAUUAGUAGAAAUUGUCUUUGUAGUUCAUAAAACUGUCGUGCGUGGUCUAAAUUCGAGGACGUCGAAUUUGCGGUUGGUAAGACCGAUAGUGAUGUUGCCAACACAAAAAAAAAUACAACGAAAUUGACGUGACAGAUUGGAUGUCAGAAAUUCUAAGCGACUAAAUUAAACAGUCAAAAUGAGUUCAUGAGAUUGGACGUCAAAAAAUAUUAGGCGACUAAAUUUAAAAAUCUUGAUGAAUGAGAAGAGUUGUCUGUCGAAGCAUGCGUGCGGGUCGAGCACUAUUAAUAUACUCUUUGCCAAAUUCAUAGUUCUUACUUGAGUAACAGUAGCUUGAAUUUGUUGCGAUUAAACAAAGAAAAAACUAUGAAUUCUGUGUUCAGAGUAAACAUAAACUGUGACAACUCUGUAGAGAAAUGUUGCAGACUGUUUAUACUCGUAUUAUUCAUUUAAUCUUAAAAUUCCAUGUUUUAAAUUAAAUAAACGUGUAUGUGAUCGUGGUAGGUUUCAAUGUGUGCCUGAUUGUGGUUUUUUUUUGUUUUUGUUUAAGAACGUUUCGAACAAUAAACAUUACAAUAUUAUUAAUGCAUAUUAAUCGACUUGAAUCUAAUCGAUUUCAAUUUAAUCGAUUUCAAUAUUUAGUUUUUUUUUAUGAUUUGUACUGUGUUCUACGUGUUUAUAAUUUGUUUUGUGACGUCGUGCAGACAUCCGUUUUAUAUACACUUCGUCAAACCAAACAAUUUUCGCUGUUAACAGCCAGUGCAUCUAUGGAACAGUUGUCUGCGCGACGACCUCAAAUCCUCGUAUUUAAUAUGUAAUUAAGCCUUAACAACACCAUUGUAUGUAACAUCGACUGAACAUUUUACAUAAUACUUAGCUUAGAAUAUGUAUAGCGUUAGAUUUAUAAAAAACAAAUGACUCAAAAAAUAAAAGAAUGAAAAAAAAAAAACAAAAAUAAAAAAACGUGUAAGCAAGAGGAGUAAUUUCAAAUAUUAUUCAAACAUUAAUGAUGUAGUGAGAUAUUUUAUAGUGAAAUGUUUGUAACGGACACUUGUGUAUUUCAAGCAUUUAAUAUAACUAGAGGAUUCGUGUAAAUGGGACAUGGGAAAUGCUGACGCGCCUCAUUAUUAUUUUUUUCCUCUAUUAAUCUGUUAUUCUAGAGGGUUCUGCCAACGUAACCGGGCGAAAGCGGCUUACUGGAUUCUCGGUGUGUCGCGCUAACUGACUUAUAAGGCGUUAUGUAAAUUUCCAUAUAUCGAAUAAAUUUCCGCUGUAUAAUCGUAGUCUUAACAAGAUGUCUUUAACAAAAUAUAGAUUACGCUAAUACAAUUGUUAUUGCACAACAAAUUCACACCAUUCAAAUUGUGCCCUUCAGAGCGCUCUUACUAAAAUAACAACUCGCAUUGACGAUCGUUUUAACAUUUAUAUUAUAAUAAGAAGUAUAUUUUUUAGGAACUAGUUUUGUAAUUAUCACGCUGCUAACACAUACAUAUGUAUUAUUAUAGUGUGACUUUGCAGAAGUGGCCACAGGAGCCGUAGCCUUAAACCUAGUUCAAAACUAUAAAGAUGAAAUAAUGAAAUGAAAAUGUAAAUAAACAAGUAACAUAGUAUUAAUGUUAGUUAUGUACUAGAAUGGAAUGGGAUGUUAGAAGCCGAUAGUAGCCGGUCCACAAAAAUGGCUUUAUAUUUUGUACCGUUGAUUGGCACUUGGGCGCCAUCUUGUCGUACCUUAUUCCUCAAAAUGGCGGAGUCUCAUGCGACGCGAUGGUGUAAAAAAAGCGAUGUCAGUAAAUCUAAAUCGGAUCCGGCUAUUUUGUUUAGAAUAUUUUUUUUUAAUCACCAAAAUAAUCGUAAGGUUACUGUUAUAAAGUUUUGAUACAUGCAGGCGUAGUCUUUUUUUACAGUUCCUAUAUAUAUAUACUCUGAUGAAUUUAUAUAUGUAGUAAAAAGCUAGUUAAACAUGAUAUGCCGGGUACCGACAGACCCCACCUUGCCUUAACUCAGAAAGUUAUCACUGUGAUCCACACAAUAGCACCCGGGCAUUUAGUCUGUAUAUAAUGAUCAGGUCUUGCGUAAAUUAGUGUCGAGUUUAGAUCGUUUUUAGGGGUUAGUUCGAACGAAAUCGCGCUUCAUUCUCCCAAACGAGCGAAGUAGUUAGAGCUAGACAAAAUACGUUUCCUUUGUAAAUAAAUGCGCGGUGUAUAUUCUGUAAAUGAACUAUAGUUACAAUAACAACUUUGAGCGAACGUAAAUCUGUUCAUAUAACUCUCGUUUGAUUGUUUCAAGAAUAAAAAAAUAUAUUUUGCUUUUACGUUUCCCGACUUCCAGAGAUCUCGUAUUAUCUAGUUUAAGUUAGCCAGCUGUUCGUCCGAAACGCGCGUGUUUAGUGAGUAUUGUGAUUUAGGCUAUGCCGUGUUAGUUAGGUACACGCGAUUGCGGAGUACGCGAGGCCCAUUCUCGCAACCGUAACGAUAAUCUCAACAAGAAAUGAAAAACAAUUUUUUUUUUUUUCGAUGACGUACGUACGUAUUGUUUGUGCAUUUAAUUCUGAUUAAAAUAAAGGUCGACCACGUUGCUCCGGACCACUGAUGUCGUGCGUGAUUUUGUUUAAUUGUUAGACGAACUUUAAACAGUUUUUUUUUUUUUUUUUUAUCAGAUAUCAGUUUCAAAUUUUGAGAAGAGAUAUUAUAAUCUUACGUUAAUUGGAAAUUUACUAUUACGGAGUUCGGUAAAUUAAAUAUAAAAUUGAUUCACAUUAUUUUUGCAUUAUAAUAUACCUAGUACAAUAUAGCUUAAUACAAUAUCUUUGGAGCAAAAAAUAAAAAGAAAAUAUUUUUGUUCGGCCAAUUUAACCUUUUUAGUGUCGAGCUUAUUUUCACAUAUUUUGCGGAAAUUGAUAAGAGGGUUAUUGAAAAAAAUAUCGUAUAAAGAAUUUUAACUUAAAAAAUAAUACAAAAAUCAUCGUAAAGUAAUUUUAAAUUGUUAUUGAUAUAUGAAAUGUUGUUAACUUAUUAAAAGUUAUACAUGCGCGUUAAGACCUAUCUGUACAGGUCAAAUACCUGAUAUUUAUAAUCAAACUGCGCAAAUAGCCGGCAUUCCGACGCUCCGCAUUUUAUUGCAUUGAGAGUCGAUCUAUAGAAGGUUCACACUGAAAGGGUUAAAUAAACGUUCAGUAUAAGGCUGGUUGCACAUUACGGUGUCGAUAGUAGCUCCAAAGGUCUCCGAGAAUGGAUUCCGAAAUCUCCGUACAUUGUAUAUCACUCGCUGGCCAGUCGAUACCGGUCCCUGUAUUCCGAAUUCUCAUGGCUUUGGCACCAAAUAUUCUUUGGCCGUAGAAAAUGUAAGCUUACGCGCAUAUUCAGAUAGCGCUACACAAUGUGUUCGCGCGAUCUCGUUGUAAAUAUUAGCAAAUAAAACGUUGUAGCUCCAAAUCAACGUUUUUCUUAAUUUCACUUUAAUUUUUUUUACAAUGUAUGCAUCAAUCUUUAGUAGUAUUAUGAUUUAUGAUUACUAUUAUAUUAAGAAAACGAAAAAAAAAAGCGUUUAUCCUCCUUAUAAUAAUUUUUUUCUAGCAUAAUUAAAGUAAUUGUAUAUAAACUUAGACAUUUUGUGCAUUAGUAGUCGUUCGUUGUGUUACGUUAUAAGGUUUAGUUAAUUUACUGUAUUGAUUUGAAUAGUGCCCGAUGUGUUUGAUAAGACUUAGAUCGCUUCGCACCGUCGAAUGAUUUCAUUUCCUGUAUAUAAAAUGUAUAACGGCUCGUGUAGUGAUGUGAUUUGAAAAGCGUCAGAAGGAAAAAUAAAAUUGUAAAUAUAAAACGUAACAUUAAUAUUUGGGUGUAUUCGAUUAGUGUAUUUCACUGUUGUUGCGAAACGCCAAAACUAUUGUAAUCUAGUGUUGCGUCUGCACUGCCUAGAGAAUAUUCACUGAAGGAAUGUUAAUUGAAAUUAUAUUUAAAACAUGUUUAAUGAAAACAUAACUAAAUACAUUUGAAGUCCGGUAUUGGGGGUAGUUGUCAAUAAUCAAAACGUGACGUAAACAAUGUUCUAUGCGAGUCGACUAUUAUCAAAGCCGGCAAUGUGACUUUUGGACAAUUAUUGGUAAAUCAGAAAAACGAAUUAUUGACUUUGUAUUCCAUUGGCAGUCACAAAACUCUUCUGAUCGACAUCUUAGAUAAAUAACAGGUUAAGUAUUAACCUUUAUUUAAUGCAGGUUUUGAACCGUAUUCUUUGAAGGAGACGAUUAUAUUCAAAUCAAUCUGUAUUGACAUAUCAAUAACAUUUUUUUGUCCAAAUGCACAGAUUGCCACCUUUGAUAAUAGACGACUCAUGUCACUAUCGUUACGGCACGGGCGUGCGAGGGAGAUGGCAUGACGUAUCGCCGCGCUUCGUUGUAUCUGUAUCGAAAUAAUAUUCGCUUAAACGUUAUUUUAAUGGGUUUCAUUGUUACCUUCAAAAUGUUGUACAAGAAACUUCCGUAUUGUUUGGGCAGUGCACCGCGCGACCGACGGGCACCAGCGUAGGACUUUCGACGCUGAUUAUGUAACAAUAAAGUACUGCGUAAUUAAAA
Molecule: messenger RNA, 6687 nt
Organism: Bombyx mori (domestic silkworm)
Lineage: Eukaryota; Metazoa; Arthropoda; Insecta; Lepidoptera; Bombycidae
Gene: nmo
Product: serine/threonine-protein kinase NLK
Exons: 10
Coding region: 356-1681 (441 amino acids)
Biological process (GO): intracellular signal transduction; protein phosphorylation
Cellular component (GO): cytoplasm; nucleus
Molecular function (GO): ATP binding; MAP kinase activity
Source: RefSeq, a predicted model, not a curated record